Oryctolagus cuniculus (rabbit) is the source of this 3147-nucleotide messenger RNA. The record is from RefSeq and is a predicted model, not a curated record. Lineage: Eukaryota; Metazoa; Chordata; Mammalia; Lagomorpha; Leporidae.
CGCUGGCCAUUAGAUUAAGUUUUCAGGGUGAGAUUACUUAAGUAUUUUUACCUUUUGUACUUUUUUUUUUUUUUUAACAGGCGGAGUGGAUAGUGAGAGAAAGGUCUUCCUUUUUGCCAUUGGUUCACCCUCCAAUGGCCGCCGCGGCCGGCGCACUGCGGCCAGUGCAUCGCGCUGAUCCAAAGCUGGGAGCCAGGUGCUUCUCCUGGUCUCCCAUGGGGUGCAGGGCCCAAGCACCUGGGCCAUCCUCCACUGCACUCCCGGGCCACAGCAGAGAGCUGGCCUGGAAGAGGGGCAACCGGGACAGAAACCAGCGCCCCAACCGGGACUAGAACCCGGUGUGCCGGCGCCGCAAGGCGGAGGAUUAGCCUAGUGAGCCGCGGUGCUGGCCCCUUUUGUACUCAUAAUAGAAAUGUUAUAAACAAAUAGAUGCUCCUUAUCUAUUCCUUUCUCCCCUGGAAAGGACAAAGUCCAAGUUAAUUGUGCAUGUGUCAGGGUAUAAAGUAAAGUCUAAAAACGAAAUUUAAUAAACUUCUGCAUACAUUUAGGACAGAUAUUCUCUUGGUUAACUGAGCUUUUCAGAAUUUUGCAUGAAAGUGGAUUUCCCAAAGGAGAAGGAUCUCAGUCUUAGAGUUCUCACUAGCUUCCUUCACAUCCUAUUAACAAUGUUUUCCAAACUAGCCUUUAAACUUUGUUUUGUAUGAACAGGGUCAAAGGUUUAUUGACUGGUCUAAGUAGAGGGGGAAAGAGUUCUCUUCACUGAUGUUUCAUGAGGAGAAGUGCUUCAGAAACUGCAACUUAGAGAAUAUGUGGGUUGAGUCUCAGGAAGACUGUCUCCUGCAUGGACUGCAACUGAAUCGUUUCAGACAUGAGCACCCAAGCAAAGUACUUGUAGAAGAGAGAAAGAAAAUUACAUCGGAAUCCAUGCAGCCUGCAAUGAUGAUGUUUUCCAGUAAAUAUUGGGCAAGGAGAGGGUUGUCUCUGGAUUCAGCAGUGCCAGAAGAACAUCAGCUACUUGGCAACUUAACACUCAACAAAGCUACUUCUGGCAAAAGUGAUGACAAGAAAGGCAGCAAGGGAAGCAACAAAAGCGAAAGCACUACUGAAAGUGGCAAGACAGCAGUGGUCUUCUCCUUGAAAAAUGAAGUUGGCGGAUUGGUGAGAGCUCUGAGGCUCUUCCAGGAAAAACAUGUCAACAUGGUUCAUAUCGAAUCCAGAAAAUCCCGGCGAAGAAGUUCUGAGGUUGAAAUCUUUGUAGACUGUGAGUGUGGCAAAACAGAAUUCAAUGAGCUCAUUCAGUUGCUGAAAUUUCAAACCACAAUUGUGACACUGAAUCCGCCGGAGAACAUUUGGACCGAGGAAGAAGAGCUAGAGGAUGUUCCCUGGUUCCCUCGGAAGAUCUCUGAGUUAGACAAAUGUUCUCACAGAGUUCUCAUGUAUGGCUCUGAGCUUGAUGCCGAUCACCCAGGAUUUAAGGACAAUGUCUAUCGACAGAGAAGAAAGUAUUUUGUGGAUGUGGCCAUGGGUUAUAAAUAUGGUCAGCCCAUUCCCAGGGUGGAGUACACUGAAGAAGAAACCAGAACUUGGGGCAUUGUCUUCCGAGAGCUCUCCAAACUCUACCCCACUCAUGCUUGCCGGGAGUAUUUGAAAAACUUCCCUCUGCUGAGUAAAUACUGUGGCUACCGGGAGGACAAUGUGCCUCAGCUUGAAGACGUCUCUACGUUUCUGAAAGAAAGGUCUGGCUUCACUGUGAGGCCGGUGGCCGGAUACCUGAGCCCGCGCGACUUUCUCGCAGGACUGGCCUACAGAGUGUUCCACUGUACUCAGUAUGUCCGGCAUGGCUCGGACCCCCUCUACACCCCGGAACCAGACACAUGCCAUGAACUUCUGGGACACGUCCCCCUACUGGCGGAUCCUAAGUUUGCUCAGUUUUCACAAGAAAUAGGACUGGCGUCUCUGGGAGCAUCAGAUGAAGAUGUUCAGAAACUGGCCACGUGCUAUUUCUUUACAAUCGAGUUUGGUCUUUGCAAGCAAGAAGGACAGCUGCGAGCAUAUGGAGCAGGACUACUUUCCUCCAUUGGAGAGUUAAAGCACGCUCUGUCUGACAAGGCGUGUGUGAAAGCCUUUGACCCAAAGACGACUUGCUUACAGGAAUGCCUUAUCACCACCUUCCAGGAAGCCUACUUUGUCUCAGAAAGUUUUGAAGAAGCCAAAGAAAAGAUGAGGGACUUUGCAAAGUCAAUUACCCGUCCCUUCUCAGUGUACUUCAAUCCCUACACACAGAGUAUUGAAAUUCUGAAAGACACCAGAAGUAUUGAAAAUGUGGUGCAGGAUCUCCGCAGCGAUUUGAACACAGUGUGUGAUGCCUUAAACAAAAUGAACCAAUAUCUGGGGAUUUGAUGUCUCAUACCACUGUUGUUGCCUGCAUGAUCUUUUUGAAGCUUAGCAGCAAAUUCAGUCAAUGUCAUAUUACACCAAUAGUGUUCUGUGUCAUGGCUUGACUAGUAAGCAUGCAAUCCUGUAUAUCUAUACCACUUGAAACUUACUGUGUUAAUGUGUGAACACCAUAAGGAACCCCACCACAGAUAACCACUCAUUGUAUGAAAGUUUGUAAAUGUUUCAAUGUCUUAAAUGGAUGUGAUAUUCUUGCAUAGUGCCCUUAACCAAACUGCAACUCUUUCAAACCUGUAACAAAUGGCCCUCUUAUGAUUCUAGCUUAUGACCUUUUCUUCCUUGGAUCUGAGCCUUUCCUCUGUAUUCAUUAGAUAAAAUGGAAAUAGCAAUGAAGCUGUUUCUAUUUUUAAUAGUAUCAGUGUUUUCACAGCAUUAUUUGAGAUAAACGCAGACUUGUAGGAAACCUUGCUUCACAUUUACAGAAGACUCAGCAUUCUGCUUCAAAAACCAUCGUGGUAACACUAGAGUUGGAAUGACUUUUAGGUUCAGUAUUUAUACAAUACAAGAAAACAGAAGUUUUUACUAAUGGAAUGUAUAGGUUGCACUGACCUUGUAAAAACUGAAUUUUGGCCAGCUUCUUUAAGCAUUUUGGAAGAUAAUGCGUCCAGAGAGAAUGUUAGAAGGACUAAACACUGGAGAAUAAAUACUGGGACUCUGAAUUUUAAGCUGAAAUAAAGUCAAUUAUUAUUUCAA